GGAAGUUUGUUCCCGAGUUCGGAGCCCAGGAGUCCCCGUGGCCGUCGCUCAGGUGCCUUCCGCCGGGUCGGGAUGGAGCUGCCUGCGGUGAACUUGAAGGUUAUUCUCCUGGUUCACUGGCUGUUGACAACCUGGGGCUGCUUGGUGUUCUCAGGCUCCUAUGCUUGGGGAAACUUCACUAUCCUGGCCCUGGGGGUGUGGGCUGUGGCCCAGAGGGACUCUAUUGAUGCCAUAGGCAUGUUCCUUGGUGGCUUGGUGGCCACCAUCUUCCUGGACAUCAUCUACAUUAGCAUCUUCUACUCAAGUGUGGCCACUGGGGACACCGGCCGCUUCGGUGCCGGCAUGGCCAUCCUCAGCUUACUGCUGAAGCCCUUCUCUUGCUGCCUCGUCUACCACAUGCACCGUGAACGAGGGGGGGAGCUCUCCCUCCGCCCGGAUUUCUUCGGACCGUCUCAGGAGCAUAGUGCCUACCAGACAAUUGACUCAUCAGAUUCACCUGCAGACCCCUUUGCAAGCCUGGAGAACAAGGGCCAAGCUGUCCCCCGGGGGUACUGAAGCUGUUCCUGGCCAUCCUGGUGCCCAGCAGGAUGCUUGUCACCCUCUUUACGUGGACUACAAUGGGGCAUCCUCCACUGCAGAGGUGCCUGAGUCAUGUGCCUUUGGAGGUCAAGAGCUGAGAGGAGCCCAGUCCUAACUCUCCAGGCUGCCCUGCCCCUCCCUUCCAAAGACCUGUUAACCCCUGGGCUAGAACUGUGAUUGGUUUCUUCCCCUCCUACCCCAUAACUAUAGCACACUCCUACCGAGCUGUGCAGAGUGCUCAGGGCCAGCCAGGCCUUUACAGGUCAAUGAUCAGUACCCCAAGAUGAUCCAGCCCUUCCUAGAAGCUCUGUGAACUGUGAGCUUCUGGUCCUGCUCAGCCCUUCUGCAUAGGAGCAAAGUUUAGUGCCUCUCACUGCCUCAUGACUUGGUGCAUGGGAACCCCAGGCCUGGAUGCAGUAGGUCUGCAGAGGCCCCUCUCAGAGCCCUGACAUUAAAGGUCAGGGGUUUUGUGGCUGUGCUGUGUUUGAGCCAUGUUUGAGCUCCAGGCUCGGACCUGCCUGCGAUCUUGGUGUGAUUUCACCUUUGAAUCAGUUAUAGGUGGAACAUGGUCUGAGCCACCCAUUAUAUCAAGCCUGGUAGAAGGAAGGGCCCCUUUGGGCCUCCCUGGAGGAGUCUGGCUCCAGCUAAACAAGGUGACAGAGGAAGUGUUGGUCAGUGUGGCAUGUAGACAGACAUCUGUCCUCUGAAUCUCAGUGACUUAAUUUCACUGCCUCUGAUACUGAGCCAUGAGCCAGGGCAUGGGUGGCUUCCUCUAGCCCUGCGUUCUGAUCACAGUCGACUGCUUCCCGAGGGGCUAGGGCUCCCACUCUUGCUCACUCCCAGAACUCUGGGGACAGAUACUUGAAGACUUACAGGGAACCACAGGCUGAGGUGAGAGUCCUGUAGACAGGCAGGGAGGCUGAGUGGCAGCAUCUUUGAAAAGUGAAUCGCCCCCUCCACCUUUCUGUGCGGGGACACUGUGGUCCAUCGGCUGUGUGGAACACCAUCCCAUAGAAUCAGCACAUAACCCAGACCUGUUAGUGUCCUGAGCCCAGUGUGAGCAGAGUGAGGAGCAGCAUGCACCACUAGAGGGCGGUAGUUGUGACUCAGCCUCUCACAAACUCCAUAGGUUUGUUUAGGCUGUAAGCAGCACGGGGCCCAGAGAAACAGCUCAGCAGGAGGUGAUGGGAGUCUACUACUAAGCGUGACAAUCUGUGGUUAGCCUUGGAACCAACUCGAGAAAGUUGUCCCUUGACCUCCACACUCUUGUCAUGGUAUGAGGUUUUACACACGUGCACACACGUGCACCCACCCCCCCACACACAAACAUAAAUGUAAAAACAAACACAAACAACCCAGAAUAUUAAAAACGUGCCUGGUGAGUGGUUAAUCCCAGCACUCAGGAGGCAGAGGCAGGUGAAUCUCCCAGUUCAAGGCCAGCCUGGUCUACAGAUCCAGUUCCAGGACAGCCAGGGCUAUUACAUAGAGAAACCCCAUCUACAAAAACAAAACAAAAAAGCUCUGGGACACUUGAGAAGUUCCUGAGCAUGUGGCCUAAGGCAAAGAAGAUGAAAAACCCAAGGUGUUUACUCCUGUUUCUGGAAGGGUUCUUAGCAGAAGGAAGGCCUGGAGUAUCAGUGCCUGUGUGUCUUGGAAUCGGUCAUGCUGGCAGAGACGAAUAAGGAGAGGGCGGGGCUUGGCCUAAGUAGCUAAGAUAGGUCACAGAGCCUGCAUCCUCCCUCAGUCUGACUGACUUUAGGGGAGAGGAGGAGUCUCUCUGGAAGAUCUCAAAGCAGACUAGAGUGGGAGUCUGGGCUUUCUCAUUGGUCAACGGCUGUCCCACAGUGGGUGACAAACUUCCAGCUGAUGGAGGAAAGGCCCUGAGGCAAACAGAAGCAUGGAGGGGCCCAGUGCUGGCCACCUGCCUUACAAAAUAGCUCCAUGAAGAGGAACAUCUGGGGCCAGAAUAGGUGGGUGAAGAGAGGAGACGUGCCCUAGAGGCAGUAGUGGGCUAGAGAAGGUUUAAGUGGAGGGGCAGCCCCCAGGAAGCCUGACCUGGAGCACUGGUCUGCCUGUGGUUAGGACGCAGGCGUUGCUGGAAUGCUGGGUGUCAGAUAGCAGGAGAAGAGCAGGUUUGAGUCACCCCAGGGACUGGCUUCCAUUGAGAGUGUAAGAGAGCAUGUGUCGGAAUCCGAGUCCACUGCACGAGAGCUCAAGGGAGCAUGCACUGGCAUCAGAAUCUCAAUUUGACACACCUUAGAAGGAUAGUUUGUAUUUGCGGACUGUGAGAAUGUGACAAGCUGUCAACUCCUGGACACACUCUGAAGGUGGGCCAGCAGAAUCUACGUAUGCACUGAAGAGGGAGAAGCCAGGAGUCACUAACAGCAGGACUGGGACUGGACCCUGUAGUUGACACUGACUGGAGGGCACAGAGGAGCCCAGAAGGGCUGUGCUUGUGGAAUGGGGUUCUUCAACCAGGUGUUCUCACAGGCACCGGCCUUUGUGCCACAAGUCCCUGUGGUGAUUUGGAAACAGGCUGGUCCCCGGGUUAUAACCUAGAAUCUGUUGUUUCAGGGAGGUCUCUUAUUGUCUGCAGAGCUGAAGUCGCUUGUCCAGUUUGUAAAUCUAUUGCUUGUUUAUACUAAGUUGAGUCUUCCUGAAAAACUGCCCCAGAUGCAGUCAGUGUUCUUGUCUGCCAAACUACUGGUCUUUCCCUACUCAGAGCUGCCCUCAGUCUCCAGGAUAACACUUCAGGUCCAGCCCUCUCUGCAGCCAGAGAUCCUUGUUUUAAAUCUCAAAGGUGGGCCAGUGAGAUGGCCUGCCAGGGCAGGGCUUUGCCACUAAAAUAUGAGUUUGAUCCCUGGGCCCCAAGGGGAGAACCGACUCCUGCAGGCUGUCCUCUGCCCUCCAUGUUUGUGCAGUGGCACAUGCCCCCUCCACAAAUAAAUGUCAUUAAAUCCUAAAGGUA
Grammomys surdaster is the source of this 3547-nucleotide messenger RNA. It is a transcript of the gene Agtrap, whose product is annotated as angiotensin II receptor associated protein. The record is from RefSeq and is a predicted model, not a curated record. NCBI's taxonomy places the organism in Eukaryota, Metazoa, Chordata, Mammalia, Rodentia, Muridae. Bases 73 to 555 code for a protein of 160 amino acids. Gene Ontology annotation, biological process: regulation of blood pressure; angiotensin-activated signaling pathway. The transcript has 5 exons. Gene Ontology annotation, cellular component: plasma membrane.